AUGGGACAACAGACGUUGAUUUAUAGCUUCGUUGCCCGGGGAACGAUAAUUUUGGCAGAGUACAGCGAGUUCACAGGAAAUUUUAAUAGCAUAGCCUCUCAAUGCCUGCAAAAACUGCCUGCAUCUAAUAACAAAUUCUCAUAUAAUUGUGAUGGUCACACCUUCAAUUUCCUCUCCGACAAUGGAUUCACAUAUUGCGUGGUGGCUACUGAAUCUGCAGGUAGGGAAAUUCCCAUUGCCUUCUUGGAUCGUGUAAAGGAUGAUUUUAGCAAAAGAUAUGCUGGAGGAAAAGCUGCAACUGCUAGUGCUAAAAGCCUGAAUAGGGAAUUUGGGUCAAAAUUAAAGGAACACAUGAAAUACUGUGUUGAUCAUCCUGAAGAAAUCAGUAAGCUUUCUAAGGUCAAGGCUCAAGUUUCUGAAGUCAAGGGAGUUAUGAUGGAAAACAUUGAGAAGGUUCUUGACCGUGGUGAGAAGAUUGAGCUUCUAGUCGAUAAAACAGAGAAUCUUCGAUCACAGGCUCAGGACUUCAGACAACAGGGGACCAAGAUAAGAAGGAAGAUGUGGUAUGAAAAUAUGAAGAUAAAACUGAUUGUUUUGGCUAUCAUCAUAAUCAUCAUGCUCAUUAUCAUUUUAUCUGUCUGCCCGGGAUUCAAAUGCACUUGACUUGCAUCAGACUACCUCCACCCCGAGGUUCUUAUCUUCGAUAUAUACCCUUAUUCAUGCUUGCUUGAUCCAUUUUUGAUGUUAAACCUACCAAUCAGUCAAGAGUUCUUCUUUCCGGAGGCGAAUUCAAGAUCUGAAAUGAAUUCAAAAAGAACGUUAUCUUAUUAUAUAUAUAUAUAUACAUUUUUUUGUACUUGUAUUUGUAUUUGCAUACAUAGUUUGAGCUGAAAGCAAUAGGUUCAGUUGAACUCAUAGAACCCGUCCUCAAUCCGACUCUAUUCCUUUCAAUUGGCACUUAGCUCAUGAGAAGCUGGAUUGGCCUGUAUUUUGAUGUAGAUGAAUAGGUAAUCAGGUUUAGUUUAUUGCCUUUCUUUUUUUUUUGAGUGUCGUCUCUAAUUCUUUUUCCCUGUUUGUCCAAUUGAUGCUUUCAUAAUAUGAUACUGUAAAUAUUUGUUUAGCUUAUGAUAUAUGCGACUUUGAUGGCUGCAAAACAAAAAGUAUAACUCCAUAGCUAUGAUGUUAGAAGAUGGUCCUCUAAAAUGUCAAUAAGGUUUUUGCA
Molecule: messenger RNA, 1222 nt
Organism: Nicotiana attenuata
Lineage: Eukaryota; Viridiplantae; Streptophyta; Magnoliopsida; Solanales; Solanaceae
Product: putative vesicle-associated membrane protein 726
Exons: 5
Coding region: 1-663 (220 amino acids)
Biological process (GO): vesicle-mediated transport
Cellular component (GO): membrane
Source: RefSeq, a predicted model, not a curated record